Messenger RNA from Toxotes jaculatrix (banded archerfish), 2651 nucleotides. It is a transcript of the gene rab28, whose product is annotated as RAB28, member RAS oncogene family. The record is from RefSeq and is a predicted model, not a curated record. NCBI's taxonomy places the organism in Eukaryota, Metazoa, Chordata, Actinopteri, Toxotidae. Gene Ontology annotation, molecular function: GTP binding; GTPase activity. Gene Ontology annotation, cellular component: Golgi apparatus; endosome. The coding region runs from base 342 to 1007 and encodes 221 amino acids. The transcript is spliced from 7 exons.
CUGGGUUUCCGGUUCUGCUGUUUUCCUGCGAAAAGGCAAAGGUCUUCGUGGCGAUAACGAAAACAUUUGCAACCCGAAAUGCCAAACCGUGACCCAGGGCUUGUUUUUCAGUAGAUUGUUACCCUCUUUUUAACCGAAUAAAAAUCGGUGUACGUCGCUGUAGCAGCGUGUGAGUGGAUCACGCCGAGCGGAGCAGCAGCCUGUGUCAGUAGAGUCAAAAUGGCGUCUGUUUGCCCACUGAACGUUCGUUUAAUCCAUCUGUGAUUAUCCCGAUAGCUAGAUUCAGCAACCGGUGACUAUUUUUCUAGUGUUUCGGUUUUACACACUGACAUUUUAGCGUCAUGUCGGACUCGGAGGAGGACAGCCAGGACAGGCAGCUAAAAAUUGUAGUGAUUGGAGACGGUGCGUGUGGGAAGACAUCACUCGCCACCAGGUUUGCACAGGAGGCCUUUGGGAAGCAGUACAAACAAACCAUCGGCCUGGAUUUCUUUCUGAAGAGAAUAAGCCUUCCAGGCAAUUUGAACGUGACCCUGCAGGUGUGGGACAUUGGAGGCCAAACGUUAGGAGGGAAAAUGCUGGAUAAAUAUGUAUACGGAGCUCAUGGUGUUCUGCUGGUGUACGACAUUACCAACUACCAGAGCUUUGAGAAUCUGGAGGAUUGGUUCAGCAUGGUGAAAAAGGCCAACGAGGAAUCUGAUAUCCAGCCUGUUAUCUCAUUGGUUGGGAACAAAAUCGACCUGGAGCACAUGAGGACAGUGAAGGCUGACAAGCACCAGCGCUUCUGCCAAGAGAACAGCCUCAUCAGCCAGUUUGUAUCAGCCAAGACAGGGGACUCGGUAUACCUUUGUUUCCAGAGGGUAGCUGCUGAAAUUCUUGGUGUAAAGCUAAACAAAGCAGAAAUAGAGCAGUCCCAGCGUGUGGUGAAGGCAGACAUUGUGAACUACAGUCAGGACACCGUGGCCAGGACAGUCAACCCCCCUCGCAGCUCCAUGUGUGUGGUGCAGUGACCCCCUCCAACACACACACACACACACACACACACACACACAUAUAUAUACACGCACACACACAUCCACACACAUCAUACUUAAAGAUGUAAAAUUGUCUUCAGUCAGUAUUUCUUAUUUCUGGGUUUAGGGCUGACUGGAUGAGAUGUGUUCAGAAUGUGUUCUCUGUAUUCCUGUGUGCCAGUUGUACGGGUGAGAUGAAGAACAGACUGUGGUUUCGAGGCCUUGGCCUGUUGUUCUGAUAUUUAGCAGGAAUGAUUUCUAGGGUGGUUCACCAAAAAGGAAACAGGACCUCAGUUUUUUCAAGUUUACACGCAGCUAUCAUUUUAUUUCUAUGAUUCAUUUUUAAUAUAUAUAUAAAAAUAGACUCUUUAAUCAUAUUUACUUGAUUUAUGUGUUAGUAUGAAGCUGAUUGCUUAAAGGAGGAAGACAGCUACUAUAAUCCGUCACUCUGGUAAUUGAAAAUAUUUUUAUAUGUAUAUCAUCCUCUGCCAUUGCUAUUAGGGACAUUUGUUUCAAUGAUCAGUCACCCUGCAGUAUAUUUCUAAAGAUAACACCAUCAGCACCGAUUGAAUUGGUCUCUGUCCCUACGACUGCAAAGUGAAUUUAUGGUAAGAAUUAAUGGGACACAGAAAGGGAGGUGAGACCAAAGUCUCUCUCAUGAAUUUCUGACAAAUUCUUUUAUGUCUGUGGUCCUCAGUUGAACAGAAGGGGAAAUAUAUGUUAAAAUGCUGUAGUGGAAUGAAAUGAAUUUGUAUUUUCAUUUUGCCAAUUAGAGGCUUGCACUAGUAGUGCUGUGACGUGACCUGUGGACUGUUAUUUUACAUAGAAAUAUUUCAGUUUUACAAACUUAAAUCAAUAUUUAUGUUUUAUAUUCUUUAUUCUUCAGAUUAAAUCCAAAUCCUUUGCUCUCCUCAAAGAGUAUUUCCGUUCUGUUGAUGUAUCUGGUAGAAUUUAUUAGUUGAAUUAGAUUAGUUGAAUCUAAUCUAAUCUAAUCUAUUUACAUUGCAUUUUGAUAAUUUAACGUCACAUUUUCACACCACGCGACAUUGCCGGGUUCGUCCUCAUAGAGGACAGUUCAGAUGCUGUGUUGAUAAAGCUGGAUGAAUAUUACUCAGGAGGUACCUGAGUGUCAAGCUGAGCAUGAGCUGAGCUGAAAUGUACAACAUUUUACUAGGUCUCUACAUAGCCUUAUUCAACUGUCCGUUAUAGAACAGAGGUUUGCAUUGAAGAAUGGCUAUGACGCAUCAAAUGUUUCAUAGGAUCUUCAUUUUGACCACAUUUUGUUAGCUCGUUUUUCAGUUUGUGUGUUGUUAGAGAUGACUGAAAUAUUGUUUGUGUAACCAGUUUUGUCAAAAAAGUUUCCACGAUAGAUAGUAUAUGUUGGCAUGAUGGGAUUCAAUGUGGUGUCCACCAACUGAUUUUCUGCCAUAUGUGUAAAAUAUGUGUUUGCACAAUAAGCAACCACCAAAAGCUUCUUUCACUGAUUAGGAAUCACAACAACGCAUCCUGUAAAUUCUGAUCAUGUAAGCAUAAUGUACGCUUUAAAAAAAUUAUGAAUGUACAGUUUAAAGUGAACGUUUAGUUGACAUUAUACAGCAACACAGUUUUUUGUUUCUAAAUAAAAAUAGUACAUGAAAACAA